GUGGACCGUUCCAUUAAUACUGCGCAUGCGCGAGCAUUUACGCUUUAUUAAUAACGAGAAAUGAAAUUAAAGCUCUUAUUGAGUAUCUGCUUAUAUAACUGUACUGUACGCCUGAAUUUUAAUUCGCAACAAUUUUUAGACAGGUGCAAAAGAAGACAACUUUUUUCUUCUUUUGAUUAGGCGAAAUUCACGGCCACCUAAAGGGUCCUUUUGAAUCCGGUUUUGGUCACUUUAUUUACACAUCCAGCUUAUUAUUAAAUUCUGCCUCAUUAUUAAUGUUCCUGUGAGGUGAAUAAAAUAAAUAAAUAAAUAAACAGUAAUUUUCAUCUUUACGAACGCGCAUAGCUAUGAACAUCUUGUUGAAAAUGAUUCCGGAGCUGAAGCACGCUUCGGUGCGUAUGAGAGACGGAGGACGAGUGGAGACCAUCAUCGAACACAUGCGGAGAGAAGGACCUAAUGCACUGCAGGUGAUUUCUGACUUUGACAUGACGCUCACCAGAUUUGCUCACAACGGGACACGCUGCCCUACCUCAUACGGUAUUCUACACAGCAGCGCUGUCAUUAGCGAGGACUGUAAAGCCAAGAUGUCGGAUUUGUUUGAUCUUUAUUACCCUGUUGAGAUCAACAACUCGAUGUCGGUGGAGGAGAAAAUCCCUCACAUGGAGGAAUGGUGGACGCGAGCUCACGAUUUGCUCAUCAAAGAGCGAAUCAGGAAAGACCAGCUGGUUCAGGCUGUAAGAGACUCCGGCGCCAUGUUGAGAGAGGGGUACAAGUCUUUCUUUGACGUGCUGUGGUGGAACUCCGUUCCUCUGCUGAUCUUCUCAGCCGGAGUCGGAGAUAUUUUAGAAGAAGUGAUCACCGAACACGGGGUCUUCCACCCGAACGUGCGCGUCUUCUCCAACUACAUGGACUUCGACCAACACGGUGUUGUGCGUGCAUUUAAGGGCGAUGUGAUCCACACGUUUAAUAAAAGAGAGGGCGCUCUACAGAACACACAGCAGUUUGUACACGAUCGCAGCAACGUGCUGCUGCUGGGAGAUUCGCUGGGAGACCUGGACAUGGCCGACGGCGUGCAGGGCCUCCGCAACAUCCUGCGCAUCGGCUACCUCAACGACAAGGUCGAGGAGAGGAGGGAGGCGUACGUCAGGUCUUACGACAUCGUGCUGGAGAAGGACGAGACGCUGGACGUCCCAAACGCGAUACUUAAUUACAUCACAGCGGAGAAACGAGACCACACGCCCGUCUGAAAGGUCACCCAGCCAAUGGGAAACCAUCAUCCCAGCCAGCGGCCAAUCAGGAUUAAGCUGGGGUUCGGAUCAUCUGUAAUAACGUGUCUUUUAUUAUUUUUUCCCCCUCAGAUUUUAUAUUAUUUUUUAUACAUUUUUAUAAAUUGGGUGAGUUUCUCAUAUCUAAACAUUUGAGAUAUUUUCACUUGUACAUUAAAACGUCCAUCUCCACUCUACGCUGUAAUCUCGUACAGGAGAUAAACUCGUAUGUUAUUCACAACGGAACAUAGAAAACAUAUUAAAAUGUUUAAACUGAGGAAAUGGACCGUUUUAAGGGGAAAAUAAGGUCACUUUGAGUUUGAUGGCCGUAACACGUCUCAAAAAGUCGGGACUGGGACAACGCAAGGCUCUUUUUAUACUCAAUCACGUUUCUGACCUGUCGCCAGUUUACCUCCAGCUGUUUCUUUCCAGUAGCACUUUACUUUUCCGGCCUUUUGUUGCCUCCCAUUUGUGUAACGUAAAUUAUAAGAGAAUUAAAAAGUGUUUUUGACCUUGGAUACACUAAAACAUGGACCAACUGAAUAAUUUGCGCACAAAAAAAAGAAUUCUGUACCUUUUUUCAGCUGUACUUUUAUUUUAUUUAAAUCUCAUUUUAAGAACUUGCAUAUUGUCUUCUUUUUUAUUUUGUCUGAAGAAUCAGAAGCAAGUGAAUGUAAAAGAUGUGGCAGUGUUCUUGUUUUCCAUCAAUUCAGAUAGUUAGCAGACAGCGCCCCCUGCCAGGUGAACUGCAACUACAGUAACUUAAGUAAGUCAGGGGUUCCCAAACUUUUCCAGGGCAAGGCCCCCCAAAUGGCAUUAACAUUUGACCGAGGCCCCCCUUUUGCAAGAUGUCUUUAAAAGCUAUUAAAAAUAUAGACUUCUGAAUAUAUCCCCAUUUUUUUUAUUAAUAAUUACAUCUUACAGCUUUACAUUACACUACAUUAGGAAUUGAUUGUGUGUGUGUGUCGUUGAGAGUGAGAAUCAUGUACUUAUUUUUCACACCAAAUUGUUGAGGCCUCCCUGGCGGCCCCCACUUUAAAAAUCAUU
Molecule: messenger RNA, 2312 nt
Organism: Ictalurus furcatus (blue catfish)
Lineage: Eukaryota; Metazoa; Chordata; Actinopteri; Siluriformes; Ictaluridae
Product: 7-methylguanosine phosphate-specific 5'-nucleotidase
Exons: 9
Coding region: 348-1247 (299 amino acids)
Cellular component (GO): cytoplasm
Molecular function (GO): magnesium ion binding; 5'-nucleotidase activity
Source: RefSeq, a predicted model, not a curated record